CAAUUCUAUCCUGAAAAAAUUCAAAGUAGAAACACGAAAUCAAGGAAGUAUACCCACCAGUGCGCAAAAUCGUAAAAUUCGCAAAUGUGUACUGAAUCAUUAUUUCGAAGAACGCUAGAUAGUUGAGUGAUCCAAGAGAAAUUCUCUGAAUAUUUUGUUUGUAAACACUCCACAGGUGACUACAGAACAAGGAUAUCUAUCUAAUACUGGAAAUUUUUUAAGAAAACCGCAUCGCUUCAAAAAAUAACCAUGACCGACCAAACAGCAGAUAACCAGGCGGAGCAAAGACUCGCAGAUUUGAAGCUUGAAAACGGUCCAGCAACUCCAGAACCUCCAAAAUCCGAGACUCCACAACCACCUGCAGCAAAUGGAACAGCAGAAACGGCAAGUUUCUCGGAUAAGUUCAAAACCUUCGCCAAGUUCGGUGAUCCUAAAUCUGACGGGAAACAGAUAACCCUUUCCAACAGUGACAAGUGGAUGAAGCAGGCAAAAGUGAUAGAUGGAAAGAAGAUAACCACGACAGACACUGGUAUAUAUUUCAAGAAGUUGAAGAGCCAGAAAGUUGGAAUAGCCGAUUACAACAAGUUCUUGGACGAUCUGGCCAAAGCGAAGAAGAUGGGAGUGGAGGAGAUCAAAAAUAAAAUGGCGGGGUGUGGAUCGCCAAGUCAUCAUGGGGUUGGGGCAGUGAAGGCCACAAGUACUGUUGAACGACUGACCGACACUUCGAAGUACACAGGAUCACACAAACAACGAUUCGACGAAACAGGAAAAGGCAAAGGCAUAACCGGAAGGAAAGAUAUGCCAGACACUUCCGGUUAUGUGCAAGGAUUCACCAAAAAGAAUUAAGGAUGAGAGAGGAAAAUGAAUGGAAGAGUUGUUUAUACUCAUUUCAAGUUGAUGAGAUUAAUAAAAAAACCGAUAUUUUGAUUCGUACUCGAGAAAUGUGAAAAUAGAUGCAGAUAAAAAUGAUAUUAAAUUUUAAUUAUUGAAAAAAAAAUUUUGAACAUGACCAAGAAAUAGUUCAUUGAUGAUAACAAAUAUUUUUUGUACUUAACUGAUUUAUUUAAAAGGAAAGAAUGUAUUCUGAAUUUCUUCCAUAAUAAUAUGAGGAUUUUUUCUUGGAUUAGAUCAUUGUCCCUAGAAGAUUUUCUUUAUUUUGGGUAUUUAUAAAGUUGGCGAUGUAUAGAAUAUAAGUUUAUAUUAUAAAUAAAGAACAUUUAUAUUU
Harmonia axyridis is the source of this 1225-nucleotide messenger RNA. RefSeq names its product tubulin polymerization-promoting protein homolog. The transcript has 3 exons. Gene Ontology annotation, molecular function: tubulin binding. Lineage: Eukaryota; Metazoa; Arthropoda; Insecta; Coleoptera; Coccinellidae. Gene Ontology annotation, cellular component: microtubule. Bases 250 to 846 code for a protein of 198 amino acids. Gene Ontology annotation, biological process: microtubule polymerization; microtubule bundle formation; positive regulation of protein polymerization. The record is from RefSeq and is a predicted model, not a curated record.